AAUGUCUUCACAAUUUCUCUCCAGCUCAAACGUAUGUUACUUGAAUGUUGCUGGUUGUGAUGUGCCUGCAUCGACAGGACUGCUUUGACAAUGAGAUGGUCUUCAUCUCUGUUUCCAGAAUGAUUUUUAAGGACUGUCGUGUGUGAACAGAAAAAGUCUCCUGGUAUAUCUAAUGUAUGUUUUCAAAGCUGUGCUGUUUGAUAUCAAAGUGAAUGUUGCUUUGUAAGUGAACUAUUCCUCUCAGCAUGGCAUUUCACAAUGUACAUGGAGAAACUAACUGGUAACCACAGGACUACUUUAUAAAAACAACCCUGUACAAUUCAUCAGUAUGAAAAAAUCAGAACAUGAAAAAAAUCCAAUCUAAUAAAAUGACCUGGGUCACUAUGACCCUCUCAACAGUGCUUUACUGCAGCAAGAUCUUGCAUGGAUGCUAUUCAUCGUUCAUCUUUCUCUCACCAGAUACUCUCGACCAGUGAAAGCCAGCUCCUUGUUGAGGCAUUCAAUACACAAUGGAUUAUUUCUACACAAACUCUACCAUGGUCCCCAGCAACACCACGGAUCUUUAUUCCAGUGAUGAGUGGGAAUGCAGUGACAAUCCGGCUGCAUUUGCAUUCUGGAUGGCUAUACAGGUUCUAACUGCCAUUCUGGGAUUGCCUGCCAAUGUGACAGUGCUGUGGAUUUUACUGAGGAAACAAACUGCCAUCUCCUCUUCUGAGGUGUUCAUACUGAACCUGGCAGUCAUGGAUGCUUUGUUUUGCCUCAAUGCAGCCCUUGAUACAUAUAAUAAUUACUGUCCUGGUAAUAGCAUUGUUGACAUGGUAGACUGUGUUGUCUAUUAUUGUAAUGUGAUCGGCUGUCCUCUGUUCCUUUGCUGUAUCUGUGUGGAGCGUUACGUGGCUGUGGUGCAUCCAGUCACCUACCUGAGGUUCAAGUCGCUCACCUAUAGAGUGGUGUGCUCUGCUGUGGCUUGGGCCAUUGCUUUGGCAUUCUCCAUCUACUUAACUAUAACAGAAGACGACAUUUUAUAUGCAGUCUCAGGUUUCAUCACUGCCUUGUUUAUUGUCAUGAUUUUCUGUAACCUCUCCAUCCUGAGGGUCCUGAGGAGGUCUGCCCCAGGGAGAGACGAGAUCCACCCCAUGAUGAAGAAAGCCUUCCACAUGGUUUUUAUCAUUUUAAUGCUUGUGUUAGUUUCCUAUUCCCCAGUUGUAGCCUUGUUCCCAUUUAAACCAUAUUUCAAUGAGACUACAUUUCUAUGUUAUAUCAUGCCAGUAUGCUAUUCCUUUUUUAUCCCCAGGAGCUUCAUACAGCCUUUGCUCUACCUGUCUAAUGUGGUUACAUUGUCUUGUGUGCUGUUUCCAUGCAAUGUAGGGUGCUGUGUAGCACUGAGCCCCCCUGCAUGAAGUCAACAGAAAACACGUUCCAUUGGAGAGCAAGUAGCUUCUAAUGACAUUUCAAACCAGCCACAAGCACCUCAAUCAGGCAAUACAGACAUCUCAGUGAAACUCAUUGUUUAAGAAUCAGCCCUCAGACCAGCUCAGAGCGAUUGCAAACAUCAUUACCAGUUUGAAAUGUCAUGUCAGGCUCGUUGCUCUAGAAGGGAUUUUUUAACUGUGUGAUUCUGCUCUUUAUUGGCUUCAGGUUGUUUUUAUUGUGUAAAAGUCGCUUGCCUCUCCAUUGUAAAUAGAUCCUCUUCAUCCUGUUAGGUGGGUUAGACUCCAAAUCAAAGCUUCACUACAUUCUAUACGAUGCAUGUUUUACUUCGUAUAAAAAGUCAUUAAAUAUUACAAAUCCGAUUAUUCUAGGGUGAAAAUACUAGGAUGUUUUCAAAUAACUUUUAGCACAAUAUACAAUUUUAAAUACUCAUGCUUGAUUUUGCUUUGAUGAAAACGUCUAGUGCAUACUACGCAUAUUGUACUUAGAAUAAGAAGCUGUUAAGAAUUCAAUUUAAAUAUAAUAAGCAUAGGUUAUUUGUUUUGUUAUGUUUUAGCAAAAUAUAGGAUUUUAAAAACGCAUUGUUGAAUUAUAUUGUUGAAUAUGUUAAUAUGAAUUGUAAAGUAGAAAUAUAUUCAGUCGUGUGGGAAUGUAUCAGAACACCUCGCGAUUUGUCAUUUAUAUCCUUGACAAACAUGCCUGCAUGAAAACCUCAUCUAAAAAGUCUCCUGCAUUUUACCACGUGUGCCUCUGUGUUCCUUUUCUCUUACUAUUUUAAAUGAAUUGCAUGUGUGAUCUUUUAAAGUAAGCAAUUCAAUUAGACAAUCUCUAAUUUCCAAGAUUUUCAGUUCCAGUGGUGUGAUUUCAUAUGCACAACAAAUCAAAACUGCAGGGGGCGUUUGUA
Messenger RNA from Acipenser ruthenus (sterlet), 2335 nucleotides. Its product is annotated as proteinase-activated receptor 3-like. The transcript has a single exon. Bases 510 to 1400 code for a protein of 296 amino acids. Gene Ontology annotation, cellular component: membrane. Gene Ontology annotation, molecular function: G protein-coupled receptor activity. Lineage: Eukaryota; Metazoa; Chordata; Actinopteri; Acipenseriformes; Acipenseridae. The record is from RefSeq and is a predicted model, not a curated record. Gene Ontology annotation, biological process: phospholipase C-activating G protein-coupled receptor signaling pathway; positive regulation of Rho protein signal transduction.